Owenia fusiformis is the source of this 3731-nucleotide messenger RNA. The record is from the annotation of a GenBank genome assembly. NCBI's taxonomy places the organism in Eukaryota, Metazoa, Annelida, Polychaeta, Sabellida, Oweniidae.
CUUGCUGUUCGUAUUUGGAGUAUUCAAUGGCGGAAACGAACGUGUGUGAACUUAGGAACUAAAUUGAGGGAGAUCACAGAGCUCUCGGCUUGUUUUAAACAUGCCGCAUGUAAACUCUAGUGGUGGAGAUGAUCUAGCAUCCACUGAUGAAGUCAAAGUGUAUAAGGAUGAAGGAGAAGAGGAGAAAAGAUCGAGUGAAAAUUUGUCAGAAGAUAAACUGGGAUUGGUGACUGAAACGGAAGAGGAUAAAACUUCUACGAUAGACCAAAACUACCAGAAAAACGGAGGCCAGUCUCAAGAUGGGAAGUCCAGUGAACAAAUGCCUCCUGAACAACGAUUUGGACCUUUUAACUACUUAGUGCCCUACCCCUAUCAUAACCUCAAUGGUGCUGCAGUAUCAAAUAGUUUGGGUUCAAAAAUGCCACUAUUACAGCCUCCAGGUGCGCUGGGUGCCCUGAUGAUGUAUAACAAUGAACACUUUACUCCCCCUCCCGCACAUAUGGGUAUCCCUCCUGUACAUAUAGAUCCAAAAACAGGGCUACCCCGUCAUCCCAUGUAUCCUCUGCCCCCACCCCCAGGCCAAUUUAGUCACCCCUACUCUCCAGAUUCAGUGCAAUGGAACCGGCCAUUAUAUCCGAUCACAACUUCUUAUCCAGGACCCUACCCAACGUCACUGGUCUCGUCACCGACGUUGUCACGGUUUACAUCGCAGGGUCUCCUCCACCACCAUCCGGGACUUCCUCCCCCGGGCUUGGCACAUCAUCCUCUGCUUCAGGGUCAUAAGGACCACCAUCUACCCCCACAUUUACAAUCAGAUGAAAAUCAAAGGCAUCCGGGUUACCAUGAUGGGGGAGAGAAAAAUACUGAUUCAGAUGUUGAACCCCCUACCAAGAAAAAGAAUCAUAUCAAAAAGCCUCUCAAUGCGUUUAUGCUCUAUAUGAAAGAACAAAGGGCACAAGUGAUUGCAGAGUGCACUCUUAAAGAGUCGGCUGCGAUCAAUCAGAUCCUCGGCCGCAAGUGGCAUGCCCUGGAUCGAUCAGAGCAGGCCAAGUAUUAUGAGAUGGCUCGUAAAGAGAAGGAGCUACACAUGCAGCUCUACCCUGGUUGGUCAGCUAGGGAUAAUUAUGCAAGUCAUGCCAAGAAGAAGAAACGAAAAAGAAGCUCAAUGGAAGAAAAUAAAGAUUGUUUAAAUCCUAAAAAAUGUAGAGCACGGUUUGGCUUAGAUCAGCAAAGUCAAUGGUGUAAACCAUGCAGGAGGAAGAAAAAGUGUAUCCGUUUCCUAGGUGAUGAUAGUGAUGAUGAGGAAUGUGACAAUGUCAGUAACAAAGAUGGCACUGAUGUCUCAGACUCAUCCCAGCCAACAAGCCCCGCGGACACAAUUGGCUCUAUUCCCUCACAGCCAGAUUACCCUCAAUCAAACAUUAAGAGAGAGGGCAAUGAGCCAGGGUCUAGUGGUAACACGGGGCACACAACUAUGGCUGAGCUCAAGCCAUUGCUGGCCAACACCAUACCACCGCUGGGAACAUAAUUAACACACAGGGGCGCUCUCCAGAAAGGAGGUGAAAAUAUUUGCAGGAAUAUUUCACAAACAUUUGAUCUAAUCUGGAGGCAUACCCUGAUUUGAUCAAUGACCUUGUAAAUAAUCAUCUCUCAUUUGUACGAUAUUCACCUGUUUCAUCAUAUAAUAUGUAUAUGUUUUAUAUAUGGUCUUUUUACGGCCAUUUUAGAUUGUAUUAUCUGAAUGGUCGGGAGCAGAUAUAUACAGAAACUCAGAUGGAAUAAUUGUAUAGAUCUAUGGCUACUUCAUGUUGAUCUCAAAAGAUGGCACUUUUGUCCAGUAGCAAAAAACAUUGGACAUCAAUGUCGGCAUAAAAAAGACUUCAUGGAAUAAGUUGAAUUUUUAGUAACCAAACUUUUCACUGAAAUAAUUUAUACUAAAAUAUAUUUUAUCCUGCAUUUCAAUUCAAUAGAUGUUAUUUUAUGAGAAAACUCAGUUAAGGAGCAUAGCCUACAUUUGUUUUUGAAUGUCUGGGAACCAAUUAGAAAACACUAUUGUUGAAUUUUUCUUUUCAUGAAAUUGCCAUAGCUUUGGGUUUUAUGCAUUUAUGACAUCUCCUAUAUGCCAAAUACUAUGUUAUGUCAAUCUUUGAAGAGUUUGCCAUUGUGACAUUGUUUUCUCUAUAUAAGUAAACACAUUCACAUGUAAAACUUAGAGGCAGUCCUGUGUUGAAUGUUUCAGGAAAACAUAUUUUGGACUUGGGUUAGAAAAUAUCCUGUAAUUCCUUGUAGUUAUUUUAGAAAAUAUAUUUUGUGCCCCAAAGAUGGAAAUGACUGCUUCUACAUUUGUAAGACAUUUUGUGUUAAAAUGAAUCUUGAACCAUGUUCACAAACAUUGAAAUGAGCAAAGAUGAUGUUUAUCUUAAAAAAACAAUGAAAAAACGUUAAUUUGGCACAGUGCUUAGUUUAUUUUUUAGAGAAACUGUCUGGAUUAAAUAUGAAUGACAUAGGAAAUUAAAUAUAUCAAGUACAUGUUCUGUACAUGUAUAUUUUACUGCAGUCGUAUUUCAAAUUGUAGAUUCAAUUUAUAAUUUAAAGUGGCGAGUUUUCAAUACAAAAAAUCUGGCUUAUUUUAUAAUCAUCUUAUAUGGUGAAGAAAUAUGUAAACUUUGGAGACUUUAAUUUUAUCUCUAGAUGCAUGCAUUAAAUGUUAUAUUGUAUGAUUUCGUGUACACAUAAAGUUGUGCUUGUAAUUAUGUUAAAAUGCUCAUUACGGAAACUUAGUGCCUUUACAAAGUUGAAGUUUUCUAUGUACAAUUUGUAUCUGUUGUUUUGUCAGAGUAACACAAAACCAAAAUGGUCUACAUAUUUCAAUUUUAUCAAAAUAAUCGUUCUUUUAAUGUAUAAUAUUUAAAGAUUACAUUUGAAUGCGAUAGGUUUAGUGUUAUUUAAGAGAAGAAAUGUAUGUGUUCCAACUUUUGGAAUAUUUUUGAUAUCAUAAACAAUGAAGUUUAUUAUUAGAAAAUAAAGCCAGAAAAGGUGUCUAAAGAAUGUUCAGAAGUUUCCAAAGCUCAACUUGUGAAUUGGCAGAAAAUUCCAGUUUUGUUAUUAUUAUCAUUUUGUUUGUUUUGAUAAGACAACAGAUAUUUUUAGUAUGAACUGUCUAUGUUUCAACUAAGUUCAUACACAUGCACCUAGACUUGUAUAAAAUACACUAGGCAGGCUAAAGCACAGCCUCCAACAAUGCUUCAAGUGAAGCUGGUACCUACUUCAUGGACAGGGGCCAGUUGCCAAGUUGGUAUAUUUUGUACACUUUACUGUGGCUUGAGUUCCAGACAGUUCAACUUAACAGUGGAAUAUUACAUUGAAAUAACAGUGAAAUAAGUUAAACUUCAACACUGGAAAUGAAUCUUUUAUUGAGCAUUUGGAGGAACUAAAGUUUGGGAUUUCAUGCAUCAUGUUAAUGAUGUUAAGAUUUAAUUUACAAAUUGAAAAUCCAAGAGUGCAGUUAGGAUUAGGAAACUGCCCCCUGUAUCAAUGCACUAUAAAUGUAUGCAUUUGCAGUUAAGUGGCCAUGGAAUUAUUUUUACAAAAUCAUUGUAAAGUAAUUAUAAAAACAUGCACAUGUAGAAUGUUUUCUCAUAUACUGACUCUGAAACUCCACACAUGUGGAAUGUUUUCUGUUACAUUAUACUUUGAAAGACACACGUGUGGAAUGUUUUCUGGUGCAUUGU